AUGGAACAAAUCAGAAUAUCUCAGACAGGGGUGGCAAAAACAAAUAAUAAAUUCAUUGAAGAAUAUCAAACUAGAUUAGAAGGAGUAAUAAAUAAAAGAGAAUAUUUAUUAAUUAUUAAAAAAUUAAACACAUUUAAUUCAUUCAAUUAUAAAUUUUUUUUUUUUAUUAUAAUUUUGUUUGGUGGUUUAGGAAUGGUUGUUGCAGGUUCAGUUUUGAAAUUUGAUAAUACUUGGAAACUUGAUGAAAAUUAUGAAGAAUAUAUAAUGGUAACCAAAGAAUCUGAAGAAAAAAGAAAAAUUAGUCUUGCAUUGAUUAUACUUGGAUCAAUGCUUUCAAUAAUUGGAACUAUUUUAUUAUCAUGCUCAUUUUGUAUUUCAGCUGCAAUAUAUAAGAAUAAUAUAAAAACGUUCUUAAUAGAGGUAAAUAGACAUUAUGGCCCAAGAGGAAUUGUAUGGAAAUUUGAACGUGAACUUGUUAAUAAUUACUAUAAAUAUUAUAUAAAAAUAUCAUUCCCAACAACAAUUCAAAGAAUUUCAAAUAGUGAAACAGAAGUUGAACCAACCUUAACUAUUGCUGACAAUUCACAAUAUUAUCCACCUUCAUCACAACAACAACAACAACAAACAUCAAAUUCAAAUCGUUUUGAACCAAAUUCACCAAAACCAUCAGCACCACCAACAUCUUAUAGUCAAUAUUAUCCACCUCCAUUACAACAACAACAACAAACAUCGAAUUCAAAUAGUUUUGAACCAUAUUCACCAACACCAUAUUACCCAAACUCUGAUGAACCAUCAUCAUCAUCAUCAUCAUCAUCAUCACCAAGACCACUAACAACAACAACAACAACCACAAAAACAUCAACAAUAAAAAGCCUUCAACCACAAGCACCACUACAAUUACCUCAUAUUUAUGAAGAAGCACAAUCAGUACCAUUACCUCAAGAAAUACUUGAUAUGUUGGAAUUAGAAGAAAGAAAUGAUGCUAAAGAGUUUAGAAAAUUGUAA
Molecule: messenger RNA, 1005 nt
Organism: Dictyostelium discoideum AX4
Lineage: Eukaryota; Evosea; Eumycetozoa; Dictyosteliales; Dictyosteliaceae
Exons: 1
Coding region: 1-1005 (334 amino acids)
Source: RefSeq, a predicted model, not a curated record